Molecule: messenger RNA, 1128 nt
Organism: Pneumocystis jirovecii RU7
Lineage: Eukaryota; Fungi; Ascomycota; Pneumocystomycetes; Pneumocystales; Pneumocystaceae
Exons: 5
Coding region: 1-1128 (375 amino acids)
Biological process (GO): positive regulation of translation; nuclear-transcribed mRNA catabolic process, nonsense-mediated decay
Cellular component (GO): nucleolus; cytoplasm
Molecular function (GO): mRNA binding
Source: RefSeq, a predicted model, not a curated record
AUGGAGAAAAAAACGCCUAAUAUUAAAGAAAAUACCAUAACAAAGCGUCCUCAACCAGCUACUCGACUGAAAGUCGUUAUCCGAUAUUUACCUCCUGAUCUUUCAGAACAAACAUUUAAAGAACUAGUCAAAGAAUGGAUAGAUGAAGAACGCGUUGAAUGGUCAUCAUUUUACCCAGGAAAAGUAUCUUCUAACCGAAAUAAAAAUGAUAAAUAUGCAAGGGCAUAUAUUAAAUUUAAAUCACCAGAAGCAUUAAUUGCGUUUCAUAAAGGCUUUGGAGCACAUUUAUUUACAGAUGAGAAGGGUAAGGGGCAACGAGUACUUGUUGAAUUUGCACCGUUUCAAAAAGUUCCUCGGUUAGAAAGACAAAAACAUGAUGCUAGACAAGGAACAAUUGAUGAUGAUGCAGAAUUUAUAGCUUUUCAAGAAACAUUGAAAAAUACAAAUAAGAAUCCAGAAGAAGAAGCACAAAACAAAAAGGAGGAGGAUGAUAUGGCACCUAUUGGCACAAUUACUCCAUUAAUUGAGUAUUUAAGAGUACAAAAAGAGACAGCUACUUUAAAAUCUAAAAAAAAAUACACAUCAGAAAAGAAAGCAUCUGCGCAAACAAAAGCAGAUGCAAUAACAACACAAAUUAAAUCACAAGGGGGGUUUGGCUUUUCAAGAAAAUUCAAUAAAAAUAAAAAUAAAUCUCAAGAACUGGAAAGUCCAGAUGCAAGAAAAGAGAGUUCUAUGCAUCCAGAAGAACUUUUUCCAAGACAAGCUAACUCUUAUAAAAGGAUUCACAAAAAUCCAUUGAAAAAAGAUUCUUCACUAACAACCAAUUCAUCAGUUAAAAUUCUUAAACCAUCUAAUAGGGAAAGGUUGUAUGACUCAAAUGUAUUUAACAAAGAAAAAAAAUAUGAUUCUUCACAACCAACAAAAAAGACCGAGUCUACAGCUGACUCAUCUAUAAAUAAAACAGAAAAUGAACCCAAGAAAAUUAUUAAGAAACAUGAUUAUACGAAACAAUCAUCGAACAAGGAGUCAAAAAGCCAUACAGAAUCAUUUAAUAAACCAAGUACAUUUCGUGAAAAAAGUGAUUAUUAUUCUAGAAGAAACUAUAAGAAUAAAAACAUGCAAGAAUAA